AACAGACUAAAGUCAGCUGUUAUGGCAUGUAAGUUCGUGCACUGAGUUAAGCACUGAUCGCUCUUUUGCAGUAUAACAAUUACAAAGUUAGAUAGAAAGUCGACACCGUAGCGGUCCGUCGAUUCUGUGUGUCCGUAUACUUUCCGGUCCGCCUGUGCGACGUUCUUUCCGUUCCGACCCUUUUAGCGCUCCGCCCGGUGCCUUGUCGACUCUGUGGCCCACGUGUGGAUUUAAGUCGAUUUUCUCCCUAAAGUUUUCUCUAAAAGUUCGGACCAAAUGUCGUCGUCUUUCGAGCAGAUGCGGGCGAACGUGGGCAAGCUCCUGCGAGGAAUCGACAGGUACAACCCGGAAAACCUGGCGACGCUGGAGCGCUACGUGGAGACACAAGCCAGAGAAAACGCCUACGACCUGGAGGCCAACCUGGCUGUCCUGAAGCUGUACCAGUUCAACCCCGCGUACUUCCAGACCCACGUGACGUCUCAGAUUCUGCUCAAAGCUCUGACCAACCUGCCGCACACCGACUUCACCCUCUGCAAGUGCAUGAUCGACCAGACUCACCAGCAAGAGGAGCGUCCUAUCAGACAGAUCCUCUACCUGGGGAACCUGCUGGAGACGUGCCACUUCCAGAGCUUCUGGACGAGUCUCGAGGAGAACCGAGAGCUCAUCGACGGCAUCACCGGAUUCGAGGACUCCGUUCGCAAGUUCAUCUGCCACGUGGUGGGCAUCACCUACCAGACCAUCGAGCGCCGGUUACUGGCUGAGAUGCUGGGAGACCCGCUGGACACGCAGGUGAAGGUCUGGAUGAACAAGUACGGCUGGACGGAGAACGAGGAAGGACAGAUCUUCAUCUUCAACCAGGAGGAGAGCGUCAAGCCCAAGAACAUCGUGGAGAAGAUCGACUUUGAGAGUGUAUCCAGCAUCAUGGCUACGUCUCAGUGAUGCACACACACGCACACACACACACACGCACACACCAGCGUGACAGAUUCUGACAGGUCAUUUGCUUUCACAAUCCAUUUUUCUCAAUAAAGGUAAUUUAUCAUUGACAGCC
Molecule: messenger RNA, 1051 nt
Organism: Scatophagus argus
Lineage: Eukaryota; Metazoa; Chordata; Actinopteri; Scatophagidae
Gene: eif3k
Product: eukaryotic translation initiation factor 3, subunit K
Exons: 8
Coding region: 277-939 (220 amino acids)
Biological process (GO): regulation of translational initiation
Cellular component (GO): eukaryotic translation initiation factor 3 complex; cytoplasm
Molecular function (GO): translation initiation factor activity; ribosome binding
Source: RefSeq, a predicted model, not a curated record